Molecule: messenger RNA, 1789 nt
Organism: Peromyscus maniculatus bairdii (prairie deer mouse)
Lineage: Eukaryota; Metazoa; Chordata; Mammalia; Rodentia; Cricetidae
Source: RefSeq, a predicted model, not a curated record
CCGGCCCGGCUCGCCGGCUCCUCUGCAGCCCGCGCGCGGCGCGAAACCGCGCCAGGCGUGGCCGGCUGGGCAGACACCCCAGCGUGGGGGCACCGGACCCCCUCGGCCCCCAUGCCUGGGCGAGCAGAGCGGAGUGGGUGGCGGUGGUCGGAGCUGUGCCGGGGUCCCCCGGGGGGGCGAGCUGCAAGGACGGUGUAUGAGUUUGGCAUGAUUUGGUCUCCUGGGAUUCUGCCAUAGCAAGAAAGAAGUUGGAAAUACUCCUGAAAGAAAACUAAAACAAAACAAAAGCCACAGCUUAUUCUUUUCAUGGUUGUCGGUUGCCUUACAAAGAUGGACACGUUUCCUAGUGUAUUUCCUCCUGGUGGAGACAGUAGUAGGCUGAAUCCUGAACCUGAGUUCCAAAAUAUGUUAAUUGAUGAAAGGGUACGAUGUGAACAUCAUAAACAUAAUUAUCAGGCUCUGAAAAUUGAACACAAAAGGUUGCAGGAAGAAUACGUAAAAUCACAAAAUGAACUUAAGCGUGUGUUGCAUGAGAAGCAGACUAACCAGGAAAAAUUCCAGCUGCUCCUUGAAGAGUUAAGAGCGGAAUUAAUGGAGAAAAUUAAAGACUUGGAAGAAAUGAAACGGCAGGUAUUAACACCCCAAAAAUUGGAAUUGGUAAGAGCGCAAAUGCAGCAAGAAUUAGAAGCUCCAAUGCGAGAGCGUUUCCGGACUCUUGACGAAGAAGUGGAAAGGUAUAGAGCUGAAUAUAAUAAGCUUCGCUAUGAGCAUACAUUCCUCAAGUCAGAAUUUGAGCACCAGAAGGAGGAGUUUACUCGUAUUUCAGAAGAAGAAAAAAUGAAAUUUGAAUCAGAGGUCGCACGGCUGGAGAAGGAUAAGGAGGAACUGCAUGGCCAGCUGCUCAGCGUCGAUCCCACAAGAGACAGCAAGCGCGUGGAGCAACUCGUUCGAGAAAAAUCCCAUUUGCUUCAGAAAUUGAAAGGGUUAGAGGCUGAAGUAGCAGAAUUAAGGGCUGAGAAAGAGAAUUCUGGUGCGCAUGUAGAAAAUGUCCAAAGAAUACAGGUGAGGCAGCUGGCGGAGAUGCAGGCUGCACUCAGGUCCUUGGAGGCUGAAAAGCAGUCAGCUAAACUGCAGACUGAACGCUUAGAGAAAGAGCUGCAAUCAAGCAAUGAACAGAACACUUGUUUAAUCAGCAGAUUGCAUAAAGCGGACCGAGAAAUAAGUACGCUGACCAGUGAAGUGAAAGAGCUCAAACAUUCAAACAAACUAGAAAUAACUGACAUCAAACUGGAGGCAGCGAGAGCUAAGAGUGAGCUAGAAAGAGAAAGGAAUAAGAUUCAAAGUGAACUGGAUGGAUUGCAGGCAGACAAUGAAAUUCUCAAGUCCACUGUCGAACACCACAAAGUACUCUUGGUGGAAAAAGAUCGUGAAUUAAUCCGUAAAGUACAAGCUGCCAAGGAAGAAGGUUAUCAGAAACUCGUGGUGUUACAGGAUGAAAAGCUGGAACUUGAGAACAGAUUAUCAGACUUAGAGCGAAUGAAAGUGGAACACGAUGUCUGGAGGCAGUCGGAGAAGGAUCAGUGUGAAGAGAAACUGCGGGCCUCGCAGAUGGCCGAAGAGGCAGCCCGGAGGGAGCUGCAGAGUAUUAGGUUAAAACUUCAACAACAAGUUGUGAAUACUGAAAAAGCAGAGAAAGAAAAACUUGAAAAUGCUGAGCUGAAACAGGUGUGAUUAUAAUAUACAUUUUGCUUUUAUUUUGUUGAAUGCUCCUUUUAAGUCUGUUUUAUGU